Molecule: messenger RNA, 3763 nt
Organism: Neofelis nebulosa (Clouded leopard)
Lineage: Eukaryota; Metazoa; Chordata; Mammalia; Carnivora; Felidae
Exons: 15
Coding region: 144-3596 (1150 amino acids)
Molecular function (GO): protein binding; zinc ion binding
Source: RefSeq, a predicted model, not a curated record
CAUAUAAAAAGCCCGUCUGUCCAGAGAGGACUUCUUUUACAGGGAAGACUGGCUGAGUUUGCAGCUUCCAGGCUUCAGGGAGCAGAGAGUUCCUACUGACCCUGAUAGCAGCAGACCUUCCAGACCUUCCAGAGCUUCCAGAGAUGUACAGAAAUAUGGAUUUGGACACCUUGCAAGCUUUGCAGAAUGAACUCAUCUGCUCCAUUUGUAUGAACUACUACAUAGACCCUGUCACCAUUGACUGUGGGCACAGCUUUUGCAGUCCCUGCCUGCACCUCUGCUGGGAGGAAGCCCAGACCCUGAUGUCCUGCCCUGAGUGCAGGGGAAUUUCAGAGAAAUCAGACUUCAAAACCAAUAUUGCGCUCAAGAAACUGGCAUCCCUUGCCAGACGGGCCAGAGUUUACCACGCCAACAGCUCCAAUGAGCAGAUCUGUGUAAUACACAAGAAAGCAAAGGAGUUCUUCUGUGAGGCUGACAAGAGCCUUCUGUGUGGGCUCUGCUCUGAAACACCGGAGCAUGUGGCUCAUGGCCACAGUCCAGUCCAGUGGGCUGCUGAGGAAUACAGGGAGAAACUUCUGAAGAGAAUGGGCUCUUUAUGGAACAUGACUCAAGAAAUGCAAAAUGAUCUGAAUCAAGAAGCUAACAAAAUCCAGUCAUUUGAGGACUAUGUGCUUUUAAGGAAGGUGAUGAUCAAAAUGCAGUAUCAGAAGAUGCAUCUGUUUCUCCGUGAGGAGGAGCAACUCCAUCUGGAGACACUGGAGAAAGAGGCAGAGGAGAUUUUGCAACAACUCCAGGAAAGUGCAUUCAGAAUAACCCAACAGAAAGCAAGCCUGAAAGAAAUGUACAAAGAGCUGACUGAGAUGUGCCACAAGCCUGACCUGGAGCUGCUCCAGGACUUGGGAAAUGUAUUGCAAAGGACUGAAUUGGUGCAGGUGCAAAAGCCUCAGCCCAUGAUUCCAGAGCUCACCUCGCACGGCAUCACAGGAAUCCUAGACAUACUGAACAACUUCAGAGUGGAUAAUGUGCUGAGUCAGGAAGCGACCAGUUGCUACAUGUGCGUUUCUGAGGAUGCUGGAAGUGUGAUGUUUGGAGUCACCCAUCCUGGUGUGUCCAGAGAGCCUGAGAGCCUGGCGAGCUUAGCAGCCUGGGGACCUCAGGUCUUCACCUCUGGUAAACAUUACUGGGAGGUGGAUGUAACACGCUCCCCAAAUUGGAUUCUGGGAGUCUGUAAAGAUUCCUUGAUGAGUGAUAUUGAUAUCAUUUGUGAUCCUGAGGCAGCAUUUCUUCUGUUUUCUUUGAAGAUACACAAUCGUUAUAGUCUCUCCACGAACUCCCCGCCCUUAAUUCAGUAUGUGGAAAGGCCUUUGGGUGAGAUUGGAGUAUUUCUGGAUUAUGACAAUGGAACUGUGAGCUUCUAUGAUGUUUGCAAAAGUUCCCUCAUAUACAGUUUCCUUCCUUCCUCCUUCUCUUUCCCUCUGAAGCCAUUCCUUUGCUUUGAGGGAGCUGGCGCGCUUCUGGGCCGCGCCUUCUACAAGGUCUUAGAAAUCCCGAGCAGAGGCUCCGUGGGGACGGGGGGAUGGGGAGGGGGGAGCCGCAUCAGGGACUCCAGUGGGUUUCGCUUUGUUUUGACCACGCCCCGCGCCGCAUUCCUCCCGCGAUCUCCCGCCUUCCGUUCGGGUCUUGAGCCACGUCCCGGGGUCGCGUUCCGACCCGAAUGCAAUCACCACCCGCACUCGCACCCGCACCUGUUCUACGUCACCCCUGACUUCAGCACCCAGAGAAAGGCUCCCGGCCGGGCGGCCGGCUGCGCCGACCCCUCGCCCGGUGCAGGUUCCCGGCCUCAGCGGGACGAGUCAGUAGGCCUAGCGAGCACCCCAGAGUCCGCGUGCAAAGGGGGCUUGGCUGCGGGACCGUUCGGGGCCGGCCCUGCGUGGUGGUGGGUGUGGUCGCCGCCGUCCUGCAUCCCUGGCGGGAAAGGGGUAGAGAUGCUCAGCCUUUGCCUGGGGGAUUUCAGAUCCAGUUUGAAUCUCCGCGAAUUGCAGUGUUGGUUUAGGGACCCUGGCCUUCUAGGCUUUUCUUUCACCCUGGCGACAGGGUGUGCUCCACUGCAGUGCCCUCCACUGCUCUCUAGGCGCCUGGAGUAUGAACUGGGAAGCCUUAGCCUUGGGGACAGUGGGACCCGUUCCCUCCAGGGUAGGCGACAGGUGGGCCCCACGGAACCCCAGCUUCCUCUAAAUAUGGAUUCCAACAUCUUCCAGAAUGAAUUCACUUGUUCCAUAUGUGUGAAGUACUUCAUAGACCCGGUCACUAUAGGCUGUGGGCACAGCUUUUGUAUGCCUUGUCUUUGUAUCUUCUGGGAGGAAGCCUAUCAUCCUCCUUCCUGCCCUGUCUGCAGGGAAACAUCCCAUCAAACGAACUUCAAAACCAACAUUGUUUUGAAGACACGGGUAUUCCUUGCCAGACGGGCAAGACCUUACCACUUACCGAGCUCUGCAGAACAGAUGUGUGAGAUACACAUGAAAACUAAGAACUUCUUCUGUGAGGUUAUGAAGGACCUGCUCUGUUUGCUGUGCUGUAAGUCAAAGGAGCAUGAGGCCCACAGACAUUGUUCCACUGACUGGACCGCUGAGGAAUACCGGCAAAAGCUCCUAAAAGAAAUGAGGUCUGUGUGGGAAAAGACACAAGAAAAUCGGAGAAAUCAAAAAAGAGAGAGCAGCAAAAUCAGAGCAUGGGAGAUCCACUCACCGCAGGGUUAUGUGUCUCUGCGGAGGGAGAUGAUCCGUGCUGAAUAUCGGAAGGUGUACCACUUGCUUUACGAGGAAGAGAGACGUUAUUUAGAGAGAAUGGAGAAAGAAAGCAACGAGAUUUUACAACAACUCAGAGCAAGUGAGGACAGCAUGGACCAAAAGGGAAAAGUCCUAAGAGGAAUGUAUGAGGACCUCAAGAAAACGUGUCAUGAACCAGACGUGGAGCUGCUCCAGCAUUUUGAAAACACUUUAAAAAGGAGUGAGUCAGUGCAGCUGCACAUGCCCCAACCUGUGGAUCCACGGCUCAGUUCAUGGCCCAUCACGGGGCUGAUAGAGAGACUCAACCAUUUUCUUGUGCCCAUUUUUUUUGAGAAUGAAACAACGACCUGUCACAUGCCGCUGUUUGAAGAUCUGAGACGUUGGCUCUUCAGUCGCGAUCAUCCUGACGUUGUCACUAAUGCAACAAGAUCAAAAUACUUUCUGGCAUGGGGAGCCCAGACAUUUACCUGUGGUCAGCAUUACUGGGAGGUGGAUGUGGGGAACUGUCGGAACUGGGCCCUUGGAUUUUGCGAUGAUUCUUGGACAAUGAGGAAUGACAUGGCGCUUGACUCAGAGGGGAUUUUUCUACUCUUUUGUAUCAAAGGGGACAACCAGUGUCGUCUCUUUAGCUCCUCUCCACUGUCGCCUCAAUAUGUAGAAAGGCCUCUGGGCCACGUGGGGGUGUUCCUGGAUUAUGAGUGUGGUGUGGUGAGCUUUGUGAACGUGGCCAAUUGCUCCCUCAUUUGCAGUUUCCUCUCACGUUCCUUCUGUCUUCCUCUCCGACCCUUUCUAUGCUCUGCACCCUCAUGAGGAGGGACAUGUCAGAAAGUGACCGCAAGCGUCAGCUCAGCGAAGUGCCUGCUUGAUGGUCUUCAACGUCUUCCUUUAUCCAACCCAUUGACUAUUUUUAAAGGUUGAUAAUUACAAGUGUAUACAUUUGUUUCCAUUGUAUUUAAAUAAAAACAAUCUCUCUUAGA